AUGAUACAUUCAUUUAUAUUUACUAAUUUAAUAAUAAAUAAUAUUAGUGAUAAUAAUAAUAAUAAUAAAUUACAAAAAAUCAAUAAUCAAUCUAUAAUUAUUAAUUAUAAUAGAUCACAAUCAAUAUUUAAUAAUAAUAAUAAUACUAUACAGAAUUUAUUGCAUUCAACAGAUUUGUCUUUGGAUGAUUCUAGCCAAAAUCAAUAUUAUAUCGAUAACAUUUUAGAUGAAGAUUUUGAAGAGAAAUUGAACGAUUUUCCAAACAAUGAAAUAGAACAACUCAAUGAUAGUUUCGAAACUAAUUUUCCAGUAAAUGAACCAUAUAAUGAAUUAUAUUCACCUGUUAAUACAAUCUUAUCUAAUUUAAGUAAAAAACAAGUUGACAUAAAUCUGGAUUCUAAUACAAAUUUACGAUUUGUUAAAUAUUUUGUUGGAGAAACUAUUCGAAUGCGUUGUAUCAUACCCGAAGGAUCUCAUGUGAUAAUGUGGAAUAAAAUUGGUGAAGAAUAUCCACUUACAAUAGGUAAUCAUAGAUUUAUUCCAGAUAAACGAAUUAGUAUUAAACAAAAAUCAUCAAAUAAAUGGAUAUUACGAAUAAUUAAAGCUAAAUUAACUGAUAGUGGCUUAUAUACUUGUACGAUUAAAUCUAUCCAUAAAGAAGAUAAUAUUAUAAAGGAUAAUUCUAAUGUACAAAACAAUAAUGAUCAGAUAAUAAAUCAAACGAAUAUGAAUAUAACAUUGGCUAUUAAACAAAUGAAUAAUCCUGAUUAUUAUAUAUCUGUAGUGGAACCACGAUCAAAUGAAGCCAAACAAGCAAAUAUUACUGUUGUAUCUGAUAAUUUUAUUUUUAAAAAUAGAACACUUACUGUCACUGGACCACGUGUAGUCUACUACGGCAGUCCGUUGGAAUUAAAAUGUUAUGCAAAGUUUUCAAUUGAUGUUCGAGCAUCCGGUUACGAAAUACUUUUAGAAUGGUAUCAUCAUGGUGUUCGAAAGUCCUCGGACCCAUUUAAAUCUGGUGGUGUGUACAUAGAACAAAAAUGGUUAGAUCCGAAAACGCUUGAGAGUCGUUUAUUUAUAAAGUGGGCAAGUGAAUCGGAUACUGGACAAUGGAUAUGUUUAGAACGGUACAAACCAAGUGAAAAUAACACUGAACAUGAUUCUUCACAUAUGAUUCAUUUAAAUCCAAUACAUAAAAGCUUAUUAUCAAAGGAUAGAAUUCAAAAUCGUUUACCGGUUUCAUCUGUUUCAAAGAAUCGGCCUUUGUCUUCAACAUCUCCGUUAUUACCCACUUCAAGAAUAAUGUUUGGAAGAAUAGAAGUAGAAAUUAUUGAUAUAUCAAAAGCUUCAAUUCAUUUAAAUGGACUAAGAUCAAAAGAUAUAAAUUAUAUGUAUAGUAAUACUGGUUCCAAUUGUAAAUUACAUCAGUCCAUUAUCAGUAACAUCACUUAUUUAUACAACAUUAAAUGGUUGUUUAUAAAAAUAUAUUUAUCCAUGAUCAUUUUAAACUAUUUUUUAUAAUAAGCCUAGUAACAGAUAAUCUAUC
Molecule: messenger RNA, 1546 nt
Organism: Schistosoma guineensis
Lineage: Eukaryota; Metazoa; Platyhelminthes; Trematoda; Strigeidida; Schistosomatidae
Source: the annotation of a GenBank genome assembly